This is a messenger RNA of Chlamydomonas reinhardtii, 9077 nucleotides long. RefSeq lists its product as uncharacterized. Bases 363 to 9056 code for a protein of 2897 amino acids. The transcript has 31 exons. NCBI's taxonomy places the organism in Eukaryota, Viridiplantae, Chlorophyta, Chlorophyceae, Chlamydomonadales, Chlamydomonadaceae. The record is from RefSeq and is a predicted model, not a curated record.
UGUCAGCUGCCCUGAGAAUGGGUGGAAGGCCAGGUGUGACAAGUGAAUGGCCAUAACCCAAAGUCACGAGUAAGCUUAUUGCAUCAUAACAUUGUACUGAAUGUAAGCAGUAAAGAUUGGAGCCUGGAAGAGGGGGGCGGAUGUCGCGCGCAAGAGCUGCGCGUUGCGCGCAUGCCAUUUUGCUCUUCAUAUUGCUGCAGCUGUUCCUAAAGCUGUCAAGCUCACAGUCAGCGCCCGGAGACAUCGAUGCUCUGCGCGUUUUCCUGGCGAGCGCAGCGUCGCCCGGUGAAGUCAGCUUUGAGCUAGUAAAAGGCAAUUACAGCUUGGAAGCACCAUUGUUUUUCAAUGCGACGGUGGCUAACAUGACCUUGACUCUCCUCGGUGGGGGCUCCCGCUUCUUGUGCGUCGGAAACAUCACCGGCAGCGCGAUUGUUGUGGCGCCUGGAGCUUCUGUGGUGGUCAACAACAUCACCUUUGAGCGCUGCGCCCCGGCCGUAGUCUUGCAACCGUCACUCUCGGGCCAGGGGUCGAACGUCUCGGCGGUUUCGGCCACCGCGGCCACGUUCAACGGCUGCACCUUCGCACAGAACCGCGGCGGAAAGACCUUGGCCGCCAAUGGCACCAGUCUGGCCCCACCGUAUCCACUGGCGCCGUCCGCCAUCGCCGCGCUGGGUGUUGGCGGCAGCAGCGUCAGCCUGCGCGUGGCGGACUGUGCCUUCCUUGGGAACGGCGUCGCGGGGGCCGUGCCAACCGCUGUGGAUCUGCGCGCCACCAGCCCCCCCAUUGGCGUGCGCUGCAUCGGCGACAGCAGCAGCAACAGUAGUGGCCGCGGCGUGUGCCGUACUGUCAUUGAGCGCACCAGCUUCCUCGGCAACACGGGGGCGCUGGCUGCCGCGGCGCACAUGCACUGCCAGGGCACCGCCAGCUGCUCCCUGCAACUGCGGGAGGUGCAGGCUUCCAGUGAUAACAUUGCCAUGCCGAACCUCACCACCACGACCACCACCACCAAUGCCACCGUGGGCGGCAUUGUGCCGCGGCCCGGGGUUGUCGCCUACAUCGAUGACUGGAUGCAGAGGGGUGUGGCGCUGGACCCGGCGCUGUUUAGCAUGGCGGUUACCGACGUGCCUGGACCCACGUCAGUAUCCGAGCCGGCAAACGCGCCGCGCGCGGCCGUGUCUGUGGAGCGCUGCGCCCUGGCGGCGCCACCCAAUGCCUCGGCGCUGUGGGCGGCGCACGUGCCCUCCCUGCCGCCGGUCCAGGUGGGCUCCCUCAACCUCACGCUGGUGGACUCGAACUUCACACAGGGCUGGCGGGUGGUGUGGGCAAAGGCGGGGCUGAACCGGGCCACCGUGACCCGCUGCCGCUUUGCGGGCAUCACAGGCGGCGCGGCGCUAGUCCUCAACCAGGCCUGUCGCACUGUUGCUUUGAUGGACACCGUGUUUGAGGACAAUGACCUAACCAGCAAUGGUGGCGGCGUUAGUAGCAGUAGCGGUAGUAGCAGUAGUGGCAGUAGCAGCAACAGCAGAGGCAAUGUUGGGACGGACCCGCUCGUGGUGAUUAACACGGCUCUGGGCAACGCACAGCCAAUGGCUGAGAGCAGCACCGUCACCACCAACGCCACGGGUGACCUGGUCCGUGUGACCUUCCAGCGCUGUGCCCUCACCAACAACACAGUUAACACUACAUCGGGGGUCUUAUGGCUGACCGACACAACGUAUUCGCAAAUCUCCGCCACAAGCACGGCCAACCCCAGCAGCUGGCUGGCACCACGGCUGGUCAGCACACGGCUGGAGAGCAACACAAACUGGGGCCGCAACACCCUACACGUCGGCGAGAGCGCCACGCCCCUGUACGCCGCGCUGCCCUUCGCGCCCAUCAUCCGCCUUGACGCCUGCCGCGGCUUCUUCGCAAACAACCUGACCGCCCUUGGCAACACCGGCAAUGUGCUGGUGUUCACAGCCAGCGCUACUGGGGCCCCGAGGUUGCUGUAUAGCACGCUUUCAAACAACACCGUAGCCCCGGGAGCCUUGGGCGCUGCCGCCGUGACUUUUUAUCUGGCGGCGCUAUCUGGGCGUGCCGCAGACGCGGCGCGGCUGUCGGCUGAGCCGGCAGUCAUUGGGGGCGGCGCGUUUGGUGUGGCCAGGCCAUCACGUGUAGGUGGAGGGGCCGCGGCUGUGCUGAAGACCGUACCCGCCCGGGGCCCGGCAAUCGAGGUGUCUAUCACUGGCUGCACCUUCGCUGCCAACUCCGCAGCGGCGCGAGGCGGCGCGUUGGCCAUACAGGGCGGUGGUGCGCUCACGAUACGCAACAGUACAUUUGACUCGAACGUGGCCGGCGCGCGCCUCGCCGCCUGGCGGCUGCCUCCACAAUCUGACGGGCGCCGCGACCCUGCCAAUGGCGGCGGCGGCGUGUGGGCAGACGACGUGUCGUCCGCGCUGCAGGUCGCCAACUGCACCUUCAGACGCAAUGCAGCCGAGGGUCAUGGUGGCGGACUACGCGUGUCAAACUUUGCGGACCUGCAGCUGCUAGACAGCGUGUUGGCAGACAAUUACGCAACAGACACGGGCGGCGGCGCGGCACUGGUCUCGGGCGGCUCUGGCGGCGGCGCGGGGGCUGCGGGACUGCUCUUGGGUGCUGACAAUGCCGCCACACCCACACGGACGCUUCUAUCCGCGUGCCGCUUCUCGCGCAACCAGGCGGGGACCUACUUCCGGCCGCCCGCAGCUCCAGGCGACAGUUCAGGUGCUGCUCCCGGCACUUCCUCUGCCGUUGGGUUUCCCUGGAGCGACCCCCGAAAAAGCGCGGUGACCAGCAGCAGUGGAAGCAGCGGCGGCAGCAGCAGCAGCAGUGACAGUGAUGGGUCUGCUCCAGCGACUGGCCGGCGGGCGCUGCGGCAGGCGGGUCAGCAGGACGUGGACCAGCAGCAGCGGCCGUACGACAGCCUGACAGACGCGGUGGCGGCGGCAGGCGGGCUGCGGCUGGUGGGCGGGGCACAUGCAGCGGGGCUGGGUGGCGGGCUGUACGUGAGCGACGUACGGCUGCGUGUGGAGUGCGGCUGCGUGUGGGCAGACAAUGCCGCAGCGGUAGGGGGAGGCAAGUUUGCGGGCGGCGAGGCAGGCCGACUGGUACUGGGGGCGCCAAAUUGCACCCUGCCCCUCCCUGUCACUGCUGUGAACGGCUCAAAGUCGACUAGCAACAGUACCGCAGCUGCGCCAGUGGCGGCCGAUGACAGGGUGUACGGCGGGGUGCAGUACGGCAUUGCCUUCGUACGGAACCAGGCUGUGGUGGGCGGCGGACUGGCGGCGGCGGACGGCGUGAUGGUGUCGGCGGGCGUGCGGGAAGAUGUGGCGACACGGGUGGCGGCGCUGGCAGGCGGGGGCUCCAGCGGCAGCAGCGCCACUGGCUCCAACGCAGCAGGCACCACCGGGCCGCAGGCUGUGUCGGAGGCGCUGAGGCGGGACGCAGUGGGCCCCGGUGCGGCGGUGCUGCUUCUUGCAAACAACACGGCGGCCAGUGGCGGCGGCCUGAGUGUGGCUGCGGCCUCCACGGUGUUGCUGUACGGCGCCCAGCUGCUCGACAACACCGCAGCCGCCAUUGACCAGCUGGACAUGAACGGCAAGGACGAGGAGCAGGGUGUGGCGGACGUGCUCGGCGCCUACGGCUGCGGCCUGGGUGCCGGCGGCGGCGUGUGUGUGUCUGGCAGCCCCGACCUGUCACUGCUACAGCUCAGCGGCGGUGCGCUGGCGGGAAACGCAGCUGAGUUCGCAGGUGGCUUGUUCCUGACUGCACGUUACGCUGCCACCACCUGCCCCGACACCACAUCGCGGCUCUGCUUCGCGGCGGUGUUGGAGGGCGUGGCGGCCAGUGGCAACUGGGCACGGCAGGCGGGCGGCGUGGGGUACUGGACACACGAGGGGCUGCUCCAGGUGGUGCGGUGCGGCAGCAACACCAGCGCCAGCAACAACAGCAGCAGCAUCAGUGCCGGAGACUGGCGUGCCUCGGACGCUGAGCUGGUUAACUUUCCAAAUGUAGCGCCAGCCCUGGCGGCGGCAUCGCUGCAGCCCUGCCCCGACUGGUCGGCAUCCGGCGGUGCAGCCACGGCCAACGCCGCGGGCGGACAUGGGCCGCUGCUCACCAGCACGCCCUACGCCUUGUGCCCGGCGGUGAAGGGCGACGGCGUGGCGGCGCGGGCCGCGGCUCAGGGCCAGGCGCUGCCUGCAGGCGCGGUGGCACUGCCCGUGCUGACAGCAGCUGCUGCCAAGGGUGGCGGCACGACCGCCUCUGCGGCUGCGGCUGCGGCUGCGGCGCUGUACCACACCAGUAACGUCGAGCUAGGGCUGAGUGUGGCGGUGCUGGACUACUACGGCCAGGUGUUCAGCUCGGACCUGCCACGUGAGCUGUACGUCACAGCCAUCAACGGCCGCCCCGCCAAGUGGCCAUCCCGCAGCAGCGUGAGCACGGCGGCGGGCCCAGCCGCUACUGCCGCUGCCGCAGGCGCUGACGUGGUGCCUGCCGUCCUCACGGCUGCCACCGCGGCUGCUACAGCCACCGCCCUGGCGUCCAACGGCAGCGCCUCCUUCCGCAUGAGGCCCCGGAGCACCGGCUUUGCGGCGGAGCAGGGUGUGUUCUUCACGGCGGUCUACUCGGACGACGUCGUGACUCGUCAGCUGGACACACGCCAGGCCGCGGUGCGGCUGCUACUCCGCUCCUGCCUGCUGAAUGAGGAGCGGCCCGACAGCGCUGCCGAGUGCGCCCCCUGCGCGCCGUCCUUCUACCGCUGGUCGGUGGAGGGGCUGCAGCUGGGCCGGGAAGACUUCGAGAGCUAUGACCCCGUGGGCGUCAGCCGGUGCAUGCCCUGCCCGGACAACGCGGCCUGCUCCCUGCCGCCCCAAGACGACCCCACCGGCUCUCAGCCCCUGGCGGCAUGGGGCCUGGGCAACGCGCAGCUUGCCCAACUGCUGCAGCCCCUGGGGCCACAGGGUGCCCGGCCGCUUGCACGCCGUGCACUUGAAACCGGCGGCACCGAGCCGCCACGCAUCAACGGCAGCAGCCUCGCGGACUUCCUGCAUGCGGCCAAGUCUGAGCUGGGCGCUGCAGUGGAGCUGGGUGACCGCCCCGAUGUGGAGGUGUUUGAUGCUGGCGGCCCCGCUAAGAGCCCGGUGGCGGGCGGCACGGCGGCGUCGCUGCUGCGCGGUGUGGUGGUGCCGGAUGAUGGCUACUGGCACAGCAGCAUGUUCAGCGGCCAGAUCCUGGAGUGUUUCAACGACCAGGCGUGCUCCGGCGACGGCCGCGGCGCCGCGCUGGCGAAGCUGCAGGCGGUGGCGGCCGUGUCGUUCGCGUUGCACCGCUUCCAGGCCGCGGCUGCCGCCAACUUCAGCGGUGACGCCGUGGACGUGAGUGCCUACCUGGCCCGCACCGCGGCGCUGCAGUCCGCUUACACCGCCGCGCAGUGCGGUGAGGGCUACACCGGACCGCUGUGCGGCAAGUGCGCGCCGGGGUAUGGCUGGCAGGACGGCGGCAGGUGCAUCAAGUGCCCAUCUGCCGGCGUGAACACCACCUACUACGUCCUCACCACGCUGUUCACACUGCUGGCGCUGUUCCUGGUGGUGCGGGCGGACUGGCUCAGCUUGCAGGCACACAGCCACAACAAGAAGUCGUCCAAAGGACAGAAGGAUAGUGCCAACGCUGGCAGCAGCAGCCUAGGCCGCGCCGACUCGGCAGCACAGCACGCCGCGGCUGCUGCGGCUAAUGGUGCCACCGGCGGUAUUGACCUCGGCGCGGCGCCCUCGCAGCUGCCCUCGUGCUUGUCGUACCAGCAAUACAGCGUGCAGCCUCAAUCGCCCUACCCGCCUGUAUCCCCAAAAGCCACGUCCCCGUACCCAUCCUCGCCAUUGCCACCACAGCUGCAGCCCGCACCGCCGCACCACAGCGGUGCAGAGCACCAACAGCCGCCGCCGGUGUUGCAGGGAGACAGCCGGCGAAGCGUACUGUCAGCAGCGGCGGACCCUGCUGCUGCCGCCGCCGCCGCUGAUGACGGCGGCCUUCUGGUCGGCCCAACGGACACCCUUGGAGCGGCAGGCCAGGCGGCAGGCGCAGUAGCUAUGGCAGCAGCAGGGGCAGCAGCAGGGGCAACAGCAGGUGGUAGUAGCAAGUCCGCAUUUUUAGACGCUUCUGGCAGCAUCUCAAACGGUGUCACCAGGAUGCCCGUCGCUGAGGGGAAUGAAUACCUGCCAUACCCAGGCACUACAGCCAUCGCUACGGCCAUUGCAGUGGAGUGCAGCAGCCACGAGUUCGAGAGCUCUCUCUCUGCCACAUCCGCAGCCACGUCUGCGACGGCACCUGCGAUGGGACCUGCAGCAGAUGCAGUGGCGGCGGUCUCCACAGCACCGCCGGCCGCAUUGCAAAGUGGGCACUCCAUUACCAGACGUGACGCCCGCAAACCCCACAGUGGCAAUCAGCAGCAGGCCCUGCUGCCGCCGCCUGUGUCGCCGGCACGGUCAGGCCAGCUGGAGCCGGCACCGUCAUCGCCGCAGGUGUUAAACGUCCACGCGCACAGACAGGCGUCGGCGGCUCUGGCCCUGCCACAGGCGCACGUGCUGAAGGCGGUGGUGGAGGGCAGCGAGGGUACACAUUCAUCGGGGGCCCGCACCCCAACAGGCACUCCUGCGGGAAACGUGGCAGAUGGCGUUAGCGGCCGAGGCGGCGGCGGCGGCGGCGGCAGCGGCCAUUGGUCUUUGAAGACCUGGGACAACAAGGACGUGAACGAGGAGGCCAAGCAGUGCUACCGUGACAACGUGUCGGAGAGCUACCAGUCCUCCUUCUCCAGCCUCAUCAAGGUGCUCGUCUCGUACCUGCAGGUCCUGGCGCUCAUCCGGCAGGUGGACAUGCCGCUCACGGAGCGAGUGGGGCACUACCUGCGGGGCGUGGAGCAGGUGACAUCGUUUCCCGGCUCGCUGGUCUCCAUCGACUGCUCCCUGCCCGAGGUGUCGGGCACCUCCAAGGCGUUCCUGCGCACAGUACUGGCGGCUCUGUCGCCCUUUUACGUGUGGCUAGGCUUCAGCGCCAUGGGCGUAGCUUACCUGCUGCUCAGCCACGGCCGGAACAGCGUCAUGCGCAAGGCGUCUCACCGCCGGCGGAGCGAUCUGCUGCAGGCGCAGCAGCAGCAGGCGCAGCAGCAGGCGCUGCAGAAGCAUGGGUCCGGCGCUGUAGCAAUGGCUGGUGUCAGUGCUGCCGCACAUCCUAGCAUCGGCGGCGCGGCCAGCUCCUUGGUGCAGCAGCAGUCACCCCAGUCGUCCCGUAUCCUGGACAGCUCGCGAGAGUCCUCUGCGACUUCGGCUGGCACGGCCAGUGCCGGAGUGGCAGCUGGGGCGGCAAGGGACCCGGCGGCCUCUGAGUUGGCAGCUGAGGCACCCGCAGCAGUAGCGGCCAGCAGCAGUAAUCGCCGCCUGGCGGCGGCGGCGACGACGGGCGCUCGCGGCGGCAUCAGCCUACGAUCCAGGCCGCCGCCGGGGCCAUCGCGCCUGGGCGGCGACCCGCAUGGCCUGGCCAUGACGGGGACAUCCGGGAGGGACCUCAGCACAGGCGGAGACACUGCCGGAGGCACGCCGGCCUCUGACCUGGGAAGCACGGCGGGAGGCACUGGGGCAGGGGACUCGUCCUACUCUGCUGCAUCGGCACAGCAGGGGUCUGAGCAGCUGGCUCCCGGCGGGACGGAUGCCGUCCAUGCACUGCUGGCCCACCCACCACCGCUGGCACCCUUGCCACCGGUCCCGCCGCCGCCUCCCCCGCUACACACGUCAGGUACCGGCAUGGGCUCUGAGCCGGCAGCUGGCGGCCAAUUUCUGCAGAGCAGUAGCCAGUGGCCCACCCACCUCUCAUCUGACCCGGAGAUCGGGAUACAGGUGUCAGAGUCACAGGACCAGGGCUCGACGUGGCCGCACAGCCCCACUAGUGACCCGAACGGCGGGCCCGCCGGGGGCUCUCACAAUGGCGGCGGCAACGGACACGUCAACUUGGGCCAGUCGCAGCUGAUGCCGGCGCCUGGAACAGAAGCAGCGCUGGUGGCGGUGGCAACGGCGGUAGGCACAACAGCGGCUGCCGGUGCAACUCUUGGAGCCGGUGCCGGCGCAGGCACCAGCCCCGUCAUCAGCCCCUUUCAGAUGGCAGCGAAUGCCGCGGGCAUUGUGACUCCUGCCACAUCCCGCCUAAACAUGUUCGGAUCUGGGGCCGCGCCCACACCCGCCAGCGCCAGUGCCCCGCUACCACACGGCCCGCCCGCUCGCCACGCCGCCGCCGCCGCCGCCGCUCCUGCCAGCGACCCGAGCGGCGCCCUGGUGCCAGCAGGGCAAACGGCGUCUGGCGCUGGCCUACAGGGCAUGGCGUCUGGCGCGCACGGUGUCGGAGUGCUGAACGGCUUUGGCAGUGGUGGAGUGGCUCUGGCGCAGCAACCUUCGCAGGCGCCGUUGCAAGCAAGCACGGACGCGGCGGACUCAGGAAUCAAUCCGUUCCUGUUGCGUCUGGGUCAGCUGGUGACGCUGACGGCUAUGAACACGCUGUUCUUCUUCUACCCCUCCGUGGUCACGGCGCUGCUGGCCAUCUUCAGCUGCCAGGGCUUGGACUCAACCUCCCUCGACCCGCUUGGUGAUCCGGGCGUCCUGGCGGACGCGGCGGGGCUGUACACGGCGCCCAACGGCUACUGGACGGAGGACAUGAGCCAGGAGUGCUACGUGGGGCGGCACGCGGGCCUCGCGUUCGGGCUGGGUGUGCCCGGACUCGUAUUCAUAGCGGCUGGCUGGCCUCUGGUCGUGUCAGGGCUGGCCAUCGCAGUGAGCCGCACGCGCCAUCACAAGCCAACAGCCGCCGCCGUACAGUCACACACGCAGCAUUUGCAGAGGUUGCCCUCCUCUAUUUCGACUGCGGGUGCUGGCCACCUCCAUCGUGACUGGCGCCUCAACGUACGCAAGGCGCUCAAGCCUUACUAUCAUGAGUACCGCGACAGUUGCUGCGGCUGGGAGUUCGUGGAGCUGGCGCUCAUCAUCGGCCGCGGCGAGUUGUAGUGGGGGCGGGACACCCUCUUA